AUGACAGCCAUAAACUGCACAGGUUUUACAAUCUACAGGCUUGGCGCCUCCAAGAAAAAGUCUGGAAGCGAGAUUUCGCCGCAAGCGCCAAAAGACCCUGCGGUAUCGGAUGAGGAACCUGUUCCGCAGACCUCGAACGCGGAUGCCAUCGACUACGUCAAGAUGCGGCUGAUAGCAGCAGGCGCUGUUAUUGUUGUAAGCUGCGUCAUAAUGGGGCUGACGUUCAUGGGGGUAUUGAAGAAGACGGCCCCCGUGAAGGGCCUGCCGUGCGUCAGCCAAGAAUGCCAAGAGGUGAUGAUCCGCACAGACAGCUUAGCGGACAGCCAAGUCAAACCCUGCCGCGACUUCUACCGCCACGUGUGCUAUCACUGGAUCGAGACGCCAGUGGGCAAGCAGCCAUCCUCGUUCAUGAUUGACGUGGCGCGCAACUUCACGAACGUCUGGCACCGGGAGCUGACCAUGGACCACAUGCAAGGCGACUACGUGCCGCUGAAGCAGGACGCCUCACAAUUCUACCGGUCCUGCCGUGCCUUUCUUGAAAAACCGAUUGACAUUGGGGCCGUGACUCAAGAGCUCUUCGACGCGCUGAAGCUACCCUUGCCGCAGUGGUUCACGGAAACGAGCUCGGAAAACUUCUUGCACAAUAUCCUUCACCUCUCUCUGGUGAACCGUUUCCACUCGCUGGUCAGCACGACCCCUGUCGUGAGCGGCUCAGAAAAGGCUCUCCUGAUCCGCAGAGAGUCGCCGUUUCAUCUUCUGGUGAAACCCAUUUACGAAUCGCACCUGGGAAACUACACGAGCGUCGUCCUUAAGGAGAUUGGCAAGGAACACGCGAACGACGCGGUCAUCGAGGAAGUCCUGAAGCUGGACCGCACGAGAGCCCGCAUGGUUGUACAGGACGGCCUAUCAGAACGGAGGCUAGAAGACGUUAGAUGUCCGGGUUUCGCAGCAGAUGUCUGGAGGCGAGCACUCGAGAAGGACCUCUCCCGGCAAGAACACGUUGUGAAGAUGGCAGGUGUGGACGCAAUCUGCGAGGACCUGAACGGCGUCCUCGUGCGCACCACCAGCGCGGCUCGACCGCUGUACGUGCUGGCACUUUUAUCGGUCCCCGUAAUCACUUACGAUUACGAGCUGUCCGAGGACCGCAGUCCUUUCGCCGUCAAGGGUGUUUGCUACCGUGCCACAGGGGCCGCGUUGGAGGACGUCUGGCUGCAGCUGAUGAGCAGCUUCCUGUCCGUCUCUAAGGCCGUCGAGGAGGGGGUCGACGCCUACAUGAACUUCAUCAAGUCGCGAAUGAGCGAGCAUAUCCGUGCCAGGAGCUGGAUGAGCGAACACGACCGCAGCGUUGCGCUCGGCAAGCUCGAAAAGGCGCGGAUGUUGCGCUUCCGCACCGCCAUGUUGACAGAGCGGGCGGUCCAGUGCUACGCCGAAAAGUUCAGCAAGUCGGCUAACUUCACGUCGAACCUGGUGUCGUUGCGCUCCCGCGAUGUCGAGAAGUGCCUGUUCUACCCGGAGUUCAGCGGCAGCGACUCCCGUGUCACGAAGAUCCUGGCCGGCACGGACCUGGUCGCGGAACCGGAGACCCUGACGGUGUACGUGCCGGUAUCCUUCGCGAUUCCGCCGAUGUACUACCGGCGAGUGGAGGACGACAAGUUCGUCAACUUGGCGACGAUGGGCGUCCAGCUCGCACGAAAGGUACUGUCAUUCCUGGACCGGAAGAGCUUCAACCCAAAGGCGGCGGUCGACAACGGGACAGUGGCCACCAUCAAAGGCGACGCGUGGAGUUCGGGUACGCUGGCCAAUUACACGGCCAUCCAGACGUGCUACUCAGGAGUCUCGGCCAGGUACCUCAAGCGCCUCGACGACUCCCACUUCGACGACGCGUUCGCAGUCGUGGACGCCCUGCGGCUCGCGUACGCCGGCAAGCGACAGCACGACGUCGAUGUCGUCAAGAAGAGCGAGAAGCGCUCCAAGGACUCCAACGCGGCGUUCUUCAAGCUCGCCUGCCUGCCGCUGUGUACGGCCCGCGACGUCCCUGCGGACGUUAACACCCUGGACUUCGACACGUCCUACGCGGCGUGCCUGUUUGCCGUGACCAGCCUGCCUCAGUUCGCCCAGGCUCUUGAGUGUCAUCCCGGAGACCAGAUGUGGAAGAUAAACCGAUGCUGUGUCGACUAGACAGAC
This is a messenger RNA of Dermacentor andersoni, 2184 nucleotides long. Lineage: Eukaryota; Metazoa; Arthropoda; Arachnida; Ixodida; Ixodidae. The record is from RefSeq and is a predicted model, not a curated record.